UUAUCGCUUGGGUUAAAGAGGUUAGUCUCGGAUGGUUUCGGGCAGUCUCGUACAAUUUCGGGAAAUCUCGGAUUGUUCGAGGUUUCAUACUACGAAGAUCCGUGGAAGUAACGACAGAAGAAAGUAGUUCCAAAAUGUUGUCGAGACUUGCCCUUCGUAAUGCUCAAAUAUUACCAGUAGCUAUUCGUGGUGUACAGGCGGUUGCAAUGUCGAAUGGCCCUCGACCUACACGUCUAGUAGAUCCACCUCCUGUCAGAUUUGGAUUUAUUCCUGAUGAAUGGUUUACUUUCUUUUAUUCAAAAACUGGAGUAACAGGACCUUAUAUGUUUGCUACUAGUGUAGCAACAUAUUUAAUUUCCAAAGAAAUAUAUGUCUUGGAACAUGAAUUUUAUAAUGCUAUUUCAUUUGUGAUUAUAUGGAUAAUUUUGGUUAAAAAAUUGGGGCCUCCUCUAUCUAAAUAUCUGGAAAAAGAACAAAAUGCUGAAAUUGAACAAUGGGAAGACAAUAGAAAGCAACAAAUUGACUUUGCUAAUGAACAGAUAAAAAAUAUAAAUGAAGCAGUAUGGAGAGCCGAAGGGCAAAGCCUCCUUAUAGAAGCUAAGAAAGAGAAUGUAAAAGUACAAUUGGAGGCUGUAUAUAGGGAGCGUCUUGCUCAAGUUUAUAAUAAUGUAAAGAAUCGUUUAGACUAUAAUGCUCAAAUACAGAUAAUAGAACGAAGAAUAGCUCAAAAACAUAUGGUACAGUGGAUUAUAAACAGCGUAUUAAAAGCAAUUACACCAGAACAAGAAAAAGCAACUCUUCAACAGUGCAUCAAAGAUCUUGAAGCACUUGCUUCAAAAGCAUAAGGGAUUAUUAUAAAUAUUAUAAAUAUGAAUAAAAUCCAUUAUGUCUGUAUGAAUGAAUAGAAAGAUUAGUAUGAGUCAUUCUAAAAUAGACAAUGAGCAUAUUACAAAUGUAUAAAAAACAAUGUCUUUAUUAAUUAAACAGCAUAAUUAUUAAAUUUUGAUGAGCUAAUAAAA
Molecule: messenger RNA, 1019 nt
Organism: Vespa mandarinia (Asian giant hornet)
Lineage: Eukaryota; Metazoa; Arthropoda; Insecta; Hymenoptera; Vespidae
Gene: ATPsynB
Product: ATP synthase subunit b, mitochondrial
Biological process (GO): proton motive force-driven ATP synthesis
Molecular function (GO): proton-transporting ATP synthase activity, rotational mechanism
Source: RefSeq, a predicted model, not a curated record